AUGGCGAGCACAUCUUCUUUCAUAAGCCAUCCGGGUGGUCGUCCGAGGCAAUAUCGUACCCCUUCMCCCCCGCGACGCGCUGUCGAGCCAAUAUCUCCCGCCUUCAAAUCCGAACGCCAGUCGUUCUGGAACGAUCGCAGCGCCUUUUACCCGCGGGACUACAAUGAACAUUCAUACAAUCCGCCGAGUGAUCAACAUCGGCAAUCAAUUGGAGCUAGUCAUACUCGUCCCUCGUACGGCAGCCAGGUUGUACAUCCCAAAGCCGGCCAUGGUCACCAUCGAGCCAGCUCGAGUAUUGAAACCCUUGCGAACAUUGCGCUGGCCACAAGUCCAAGGUUUCAAUCCCUUUCGUCUGAUCCCCCCAGAAAUUCAAACCAUACAGAAUCCCCGCCCUUAUUUCCAUCUACCGAGACCGAGUUUGAUCGACCUGCUAAACGCGCGCGGUCAGAAAAGUCUUCGCCUGCAUUCCAACAUGUCGACGCACGGCCAUCAACAAGCCAUGUUACUGCAGUACCUGACAGUAUGAAGACUGAUGCCGAACUCCUCCUGAACUUCGCCCGCCCGACUAAUUUUGCAUCCCCUCAACAAUAUUCCCAAUCCUCCAAUAGCUUCGAACAGUCGCUGAAUCAGUUCGCCAUUGAUCAGAGAUUACCCGCAGGCAAUAGUACCACCACGACAUUUCCUGGCUUCAUAGCAAGCGCGCUACCACUAUCUGGUAGUAAUCAAUCACCCUCGCGUUUACGGUCACAUUCGGACGGGUCGGCAGCUAUUGCGCGGCCAGUUGUCCCUGAACUUCGGCCAAACACAAGUUCGUCAACGUUACCGGGGUCUUCUUGGGAGAGGGGCACUUUUCGAAGCCAUAACGACGUACAAGAUCCGUUGUGUCAUCUGCCGGAUGGAGACAAACCCAUAACAAAGCCAUCGAAUCGCCGCUCUACCAUUACUGGCCAAGCCAUGGAGGCUGUUCCAGAGAUCAAAGAGGGGAAAGUAACGCCAGAGGAAACCGCGCCGGCGAAUUGUGCAGCGUGUCAUCUAGUACGCAUGGAUGUUAACAGCGAAGAUCAAGGGGAAGAUACGUGGAUCAAAUGCGACGGCUGUGAAAGCUGGUACCAUAUCGUCUGUGCUGGUUUCAAGAAUGACCGCGAAGUACGCACAGUUGACAAGUUCAUCUGUCGAAAGUGUCGACCAGUCCAUGGUCAAACAACCUUUGUACGCAAAUCGUCUCGCGCAAGGACAGCCAUCGACUAUGCGGGUCUCAACCAGGGUCUCGUCAAGACUUCUACCGACUCAUAUGAACACCAUUAUAUCCAGCCUAUCAAAGAUGGAAGGAUACAAUUCUUACCCGAAAGCUUUCCCCGUAUGAGAGCGGAAUUGGUGACUGCCGAAUUCUUCGAACGAGGUGUCGGUAUGACAGAGCCCAUCGUGAUUCCUGCUGUCCUCAAUCCCCGUUCUUCUAUCGAUACUUCUGAGUUAGAUUCCGCUUUCGAUAGUAUUGCAGGCGAAGCCUCGACACAGGAGAUGUUCGACGAAAUACUUGAGAAUCAGUCAGGCGACCCUGAACUGGUUAUCGAUUGUGGACAAGACGUGUUAGACAUGGUCGUCCCACAGGGUCUGACAGUACGCGCAGUCGCCGAGCUCUAUGGCCCCGAGGAAAGAGUUGAAGUUAUUGACGUCAAAUCCCAACAAGGCGAGGAUAAGAGGUGGAAUAUGCAGAAAUGGGCCGAUUACUAUGAGAGCACUGGCAAGAAAAUUGUACGGAACGUUAUCAGCUUGGAAGUGUCGCAAAGCCCGCUGGGAAAGCUAAUUCGACGACCGAAAAUCGUUCGCGAUCUCGAUCUUCAAGACUCUGUUUGGCCGGCGGAGCUCAAAGCCGUUGGCGAGUACCCGAAAGUGCAAUUUUACUGCUUAAUGUCGGUUGCAGAUUGCUAUACAGACUUUCACAUUGAUUUUGGUGGUUCCUCUGUCUACUACACAAUUCUCAAGGGCAAGAAAACAUUCUUCUUCAUACCCCCAAAAGAAAAGCAUUUGAAGAAGUAUGAAGAGUGGUGCAACUCUCCAGCACAAGACACAACUUUUCUAGGAGAUCAAACUAAAGAGUGCUACCGAGUUGACUUGGAAGAAGGAGACACCAUGCUUAUACCAGCCGGUUGGAUUCAUGCUGUGUGGACGCCGGAAAACAGUCUUGUCAUUGGAGGCAACUUCCUUACACGCAUGAACUAUGGUAUGCAGAUCAAAGUCGCGAAAAUCGAAAAGGAUACAAAAGUUCCACGCAAGUUCAGAUAUCCUUUCUUUCAAAAGAUUCAAUGGUACACUGCAUUGAAGUAUCUGAAUGAUGACCCUAUUCCCGAGUCCGUGCUCGAUGCAUUCUCUCGUGACGAGCACUAUCGAUUUUAUCGGCAAUUUCCGAUUUACUACGAAUUUGGAGAAAGAGAAAAUCGCUCGGCUCCGGGCUCUACAUACUAUAACGCUCGUUUUUAUUCACAAGCAGAACUAGAAGGGUUGCCUGAACUUUUGAGAUAUCUUCUUCGAACUGCACUCAUUGCUGGAGGAUAUUCGGUUGACGGUGUUACUGUAGAGGCAAGAAACGCCGUCAAACGCUCUAUUCCUAAGAUGCAGGGAGACCCCCUCGAAGUCGCCAAGAAGUUCGCGAUUUGGAUAGCGUGGAAACGAGGAAACGAGAAUGCAGCUUCAUGGACUCGCCCUGGCGCAAUAUCCAGUACAUUCAAGAUCGAUCAGGUGGAGAAAAGACCGGCCGGGCGCCCGAGUCGUCGAUCCGAGCGACAUGCAGAUUCUCACAAGAUGUAUGCUGAAAGGCAGAGUUUGCAACUUGUAGCUGAACAACCGCCGGAACCACAAGAGGCCCUCUCGAGGUCAACCCCGAAUCCUCCUGAUGACAUUGCGCUCAUUCCUCAGCUUCAACCCGUUCCGAUUCCCGUCACUCCGGCUUCCGGUGCUCCAGCUAUCACUGCUCCGAUCACUACUACGCCGACCGUCCCUACUCCUACCUCCACAAAUUUGAACCUCACAGAGGAAGCGUCCAAGCCUCGAACUACAAACAAAGGCUCAGGGCUGGGACCGAAGCGUGUGGCUUGCGAUGCAUGUCGUAAACGAAGAAUACGUUGUCGGCAUAAAGAUGAGCAAGGCGAUGGCUUACCGCUAGGAGUCUCGCCCAACCCAGCUCCAUCGGGAGCUAUGUUUGACCCUGUCGAUCCACAACGACAGUCCAUUCUAGCGCAUGACGCAGCUUCUGUACUAAAUGCGCUGGCUGCUGUUGCCACAGAGUCGACUCUUCAGGAUGGCGGCGAUCUCUUGCCUUAUACCGGUGAUGGUUUCUCUCGGGACAAUGUCGGCUUCUUGAGUGGCAUCUCACAAUCUGCAUUUCCGCGCCCGGUGGAAGGAUCUGUCCACGGUACUAAUGGCGGAAAGAAGGGAAGAAGUAAGGCAUGUGAUGAAUGCCGUAAAAGCAAGCGUCGUUGCAUUCACGAUGAAUAUGGCAGAAUUGAUCCAGUCAAAGCACAGGAGCGGUCAAAACCUCGCGCGACAUCGUCAACGAAACGGCCUAGGCCGAAUGAAGACGGUAUAGAUCCGGUGGCAAAUAAGAAGGCCAAAGCAGACGCAAUAGCUCCUGCCCCCUUCGACAACAUCAACUAUACUGGAUUCGAGAAGGAUCAAAUCAUUCCAGCUUACGUUUCCGUAUCUGAUGCACAUCCCCUAGACGAGGAGCAAUACCAUCAGGAGUAUUACAAAUAUGACCCCGAUGGGCUGUCGACGGUUCAUUCCCCACCGGAGGAAAGGUUCGAUCAAUCAGUAAAUGUUGAACCAGCAGACAUCUCUUGUGUCCUCUCGCCUAAUCCGAAGAUCAACGGAGAUGCCGCCACGCCUACGCCGCACACGCAAACUAAUCUUCAAUUAGCAAAUCCGUUAGCAUCGCCACCUACUUCACUUUCAGGUGAAACAGAGCUAUUAGCCUCGCAGCAUCCAAACGAGGAACUUCAUGGCAGCAGCGUUAUUGUUGAGGGCGAGCAUGAGGUACUACAUACACCGAACUCCAGUUCACGUCACUCUUCUCGUCAACCACGCCAGGUUGAUCGGUACGCCACAGAACAACAAGCAGGAACCAAGCCGAGUACAGUAUCAAAGAAGGCGGCGACUGGUUCAACUCGACAACCUGCGAAGGCCUUGUCGACAACAUCAGCUCAUAGCAAGAAAUCAACUUCGCGGCCCUCUUCAUCCCACACCAAGAAGAGCGCCUCGCCUAGCCUGGAGAAAAAGUUAGCACAUUCAUCAACGACAUCUCCUAGCAGUAGCAAGAAUGUGAAACGCGAACGAACCAGUUUUACGGCCGAUGAUACUACAGACGCGGAUGCUGAAAGUCUGAGGCUGAUCAGAGAAUUGCAAGAACAGGACUUUGGCCUUCGACGAAGAGCUGCACGUGUCUAG
This is a messenger RNA of Talaromyces amestolkiae, 4440 nucleotides long. RefSeq lists its product as uncharacterized. NCBI's taxonomy places the organism in Eukaryota, Fungi, Ascomycota, Eurotiomycetes, Eurotiales, Trichocomaceae. The record is from RefSeq and is a predicted model, not a curated record. The transcript has 2 exons. Gene Ontology annotation, molecular function: DNA-binding transcription factor activity, RNA polymerase II-specific; zinc ion binding; transcription coregulator activity. Gene Ontology annotation, biological process: protein demethylation; regulation of transcription by RNA polymerase II. Bases 1 to 4440 code for a protein of 1479 amino acids.